Messenger RNA from Saccostrea cuccullata (small rock oyster), 1321 nucleotides. Its product is annotated as opsin-5-like. The record is from RefSeq and is a predicted model, not a curated record. Bases 1 to 1074 code for a protein of 357 amino acids. Gene Ontology annotation, cellular component: plasma membrane. Gene Ontology annotation, molecular function: G protein-coupled photoreceptor activity. The transcript has 6 exons. NCBI's taxonomy places the organism in Eukaryota, Metazoa, Mollusca, Bivalvia, Ostreida, Ostreidae. Gene Ontology annotation, biological process: phototransduction; G protein-coupled receptor signaling pathway; cellular response to light stimulus.
AUGACAACUUUACACAAGUUAAACAGUGAAGUUGAUAUUAAUAUUCCACUUAAUUUGGAAAAUAUUUCUGAGGUACGCGAGCUGGACAUGUUUGAUUCUAAGUUAACAGUUUGGGAGGACUAUAUUGUAGGAAUACAGCUGCUGUUGACGGGAACACAGCUGCUGUUGGCGGAUAAGUUGGGAAUCCUAUGUUGUAGGAAUACAGCUACUGUUGACGGCCUUGUUCCGGCGGAUUACUUCAUUGUAAACCUUGCCGUCAGUGACUUAAUCCUAUCUGUUGUGGGGCUUCCUUUUGGAAUUUCAUCCUCAUUUUUUCAUCGAUGGAAGUUUGGUGCAGGCGGAUGUAGUGCCUAUGGGUGUCUUGGAUUUUUCUGUGGAGUGGUCAGCAUAUCUACAUUAGCUUUGAUGAGUUUCUCAAGAUAUAUCCAUGUGUGUAAAUCCAGCAAAUCUUCUUCUCUCUCAAAAUAUACAAAUUUCUUCAUCAUCGGAAGUUACGUGUACGCAUGCCUAUGGGCUUCACUUCCGCUGUUAGGAUGGGGUCUAUCCGGAGUGGAGCCAUAUGGAACUUCCUGUACACUAAAGUGGACAGCCAACAAAGGUUUUGUGACCUUGAUGCUGAUUUUAUGCAUUGUGUUCCCAGUCAUUGUAAUGAAAUUUUGUUAUGGAGGGGUGUACCUUUAUCUCCGUAGACAUUGCAAAGCAUUUCGAACAGUACGGAGUAAAACGGGAGACAACAUUCGGAAAAGGGAGGAAUAUCUUAUCAAGAUGGCUUUUAUGAUGUGCUGUGCUUUCAUGGUGACGUGGACGCCGUAUGCCGUUGUCAGCUUUUGGGCGGCCUAUGGCGAAGCCAAGAACAUCCCCCUGAGAUUAACACUAGCUUCAGUUCUCGUAGCCAAGACCUCCACAAUAUGGAACCCAUUAAUAUACUUCAUACUGAACAAAAAAUUCAAGCCUCACAUUCGACUUUUUCUUCGAACAUUUUUCAGGUACGAUAACAAUGCUCAACAAAGACGACAGAGAAGCCUUUGGCAUUUUUGUCAUAGUCGAUCUUCUACCAUGUCAUCCUCUAUCUAAAAUGGAUUUUGGAAUCACGCAUAGCGUGUGGAAGAUGGAAGCCAUUUCCCAAUUACUUUUGGGCUUGAGGAUUAUUUCAUGAGAAAAUUGGUCAAAGGAUUUUGUGAUUUAAUGCUUCCCGUGAAGGAUAGUUGUAUGGAUGCCAAAGCUACACACUACUUCAUUCAAUUAAUUUAUAUUAUUAGCAUUGUUUGUUGUCUAUUUUAGUUGUCCUGUGAUUUUUUUUUAUCAAACCAUGAAAAUGUGU